GUUACAUGAAAAAGUAGUUGCCUGUGAGGUUGUGUUCAAUUAAUAGUUGAGUUAUUGAAUUAUGAGGCAUUGAAAGCCACUAAUAUUCUCUUGGUUUCAGGUUCAGAGGGGUCAGAAGGUAAUCGUUCUGCUUCGUCUCCUCUGAAGCAGUAAAGUCACAGGGUGUGUUCCCAGCACAUCCCUGAUGCAUUGCCUCCCACUCCCCCGCUGAGUGGCUCUUCCCAGUUUUCGGUCAGAUGAUUUAGAGAACAAUAAUAAUGACCACUCCUCUUUCCUGACCCUGAUGUUGCAGCUGAUCGUCACACAAUAGCUUGCAGCUGAAGGAAGGAGGCGGCGCCUGAGGAAAGGGUUCCGUGGACAACGGGCGUGAUGGGGAGCGAAGGGCCACGAAGGGCGCUUCUCUUGGGUCUGGUGGAGGUGCGGCAGCCCCUGGACCAACUGGACGAGGAUGGGCAAACAAGGAUGUUCGCCCUGUGCCACACGGCCUCAAUCGCAGGCCACGUGGAUGACACGGACUGGCUGGGCUGGCACGAGCGGGGCCUCAUGGGCGUGGAGGUGGCGCUGGACCAGGAUCACCUGCAAGUCACCAGCAACGAGGUCUUGGUUAGCCGGCACAGCCUGGCGGAGGUGAGCGCCAUCGCGGCGUUGCAGGACACUGAGGGCCACCUGGUGGUCGUCGGCCAGUGUCAGGUGAAGGGGCAUCCCCUCGCCGUAGUUCUCGACAUGAUGUCCCGAGAGGACGCUCGCCGGUUGGAGGAGGAAGUUGGACUAAGACUGUCUCGACGACUGCUACGUCCUUCUGUGCAUUCCUCUGCAUCACAAGACACAUUAUGCACGGAGACGGUGCCCAGUGCCCCGCCCUUGACGGAGAUGGAUCCUUCCACCAGCCUCCCUGACACAUGCGACAAGAGUGCCUUGAAGCACAACAACCAGGCGACUGUACACGCCUCUGCCUCGUCAGGACCGACGAGGACACAGCCACCCAGCUCGGUGUUCCAGCCCUCGCCCUGCUCCAGCAACGUGUCUAAUCAACCUUCCCUCUCCUCUAAGAAAAUUUCAGCUGGCAAACGCCGGUUAAAACUUCCUGCGGCCAAUAUGCCAGCCACAGGCACACUCUUGGCCACCCCGCUGCGUAGGACCUUCCACCCAUCAGUCUCGCGCGUGGCUCAUGCUUCAUUAUCCGCCCUUACAGUGUCCAAGCCGUUAGUAUCCGAUGCUCCAGUGUCCACCCUCCCAGUAGCUACUCCUCUGGUAUCCAUUCCACCAUUCUCCACUCGGCUAUUGUCCACUCGACCCCAGUCCACCCCUUCAGCACCCGCUCCUUCGGUGUCUAACCCAUCUCUGUUCCCUCGCUCAGUCUCCAUUCACCAAGUAUCCAAUUCGCAAGUGUCCACCCCUCUAGUGUCCAGCUCGCAAGUGUCCACCCCUCUAGUGUCCAGCUCGCAAGUGUCCACCCCUCUAGUGUCCAGCUCGCAAGUCUCCACCCCUCUAGUGUCCAGCUCGCAAGUCCACCAAUCGCCAAUGUCCACCCGACCUCUGAUCAAGCCGGCGCUGCCCACCAAACCCGCUUCCACUUCGACGGUGUCCUCCCGUCCAGUGCCACCCUCGAGGAUCUUCACCCCGCUGGUGGCCACUUUACCCGUGUCUACCACGUCGGCGUCCAACCCAACGGUGUCCACUUCAUCGGUGUCUACCCCUCAAUUCCCAACCCGACUCCUGUCUCUCUCAAGGGUAGUCACCCCCUCGGUGCUCGCCUCGACAGAAUCCAACAAGACGGCUCCCCCCACCCCACUCUGCAUUCCAUCGGUGUCCACACGACCAGCAUUUACAAGACCACUGUCCAAGCCAAUAGUAGCCACCCGACCAGUGUCCUUCCCUAAGAUAUCCUCUCCGGUGUCCACCAGGCCGGUGUCCAUCGCGGUAGCGUCUAACACAGCAGAGUCUAACACAGCAGCGUCCAACACAGCAGCGUCCAACACAGCAGCGUCCAAUACAGCAGUGUCCGACACUCCUGAUUCCAUAACAUCGGUGUCCACCACUGCGGUGUCCGCCACUCCGGUGUCCACCACUGCGGAGUCCACCCUGCCAGUAUCUGACCAAUCCGCAUCCCCCGUAAUGGUGUCCAGAUCGCCGAUGCUCACCCUACCUGAGACCACCGUGUCGGCGUCCACCUUGCCAACUUCAUCGCCAGCCGUCUCUACAUUAGCCGCGGACCCCGAGCUCCGUCGUCGGCACUCAGUAGUAUCUUCGAGCAGCCAAGAGGAUGAUAACUCGAGUGGGAAAGUAGAGCUCAUCCUCGGGACACUGAAUGUGGACGAGUCUGAAUACUUGUUCAUACCGGGCAUGAAACAUACACAGGAACAAGACUCUUCCUCUUCCUUGGAGCACGAAUUAUCUGUCUUGUUAGAGAACGAACACCAAUAUCUGGACAUCCUUCAGAGAAUUAAGGACGCAAGAAGUGCUGUAAAAUCUGAGUUACAAAAUCUUCUCCGUCGAAAUGAAAGAUUGGCUGAUUUUCACAAAGACCUUUUCCGAGAUCUGCACCAAGAGUUUCCUUCCUGUUCAGGUGUCGCACGGGUGUUCCUCUCUCGCAAGGAGGAUUUGGAACAGUAUCGCUACUACCUCAUGAAUGCCCCGCUGGUCCUCCGCCAGCUGGGGCAGCAGACGGAGGAAGUUACACGCCAGCACCCCACGUUAGAGGCAGACCUUAAGUCGACCUGGAAAAGACUUCACUAUUACUUUAUGACUUUCGAUAAGCUGUCAAAGACCGUGUCUGCUGAGGAGCAGCCGUUGGUGCAGGAGUUAGUGGACCUGCUGCGGGACAUGAACCGCCAGGGGGACUCAGCGAUCUUGAUUGACGGCGUCAGCGAAGCACCGUUUAGCUUACACACCUUGGGCUCGCUUCUUCUCCAUGGCCUCUUCACCAUUAAGGACUCUACUGGCGUUCUCAAACCGAAAGCAAAGCAUCAUGUGUUGCUUUUUGAAGAGAUGAUGGUGAUAACUUUACCCAAAAAGGAGAAAUACCAGUACAGAGAUCACCUUCCCAUCCGGCAGUUAAAUCUCCGGCAGGCAAACGGUGACGAGACAACAUUCGCUUUGGACUUCGUGCAGGGCGGCAACAAGAAAAACAGGAGGUUCACGUUCAAAUCUCGCCAGCAAGAGUCCAGGGAUGCGUGGGUGAACGAGCUCGCACGGCUUCAUUUGGAGUACGCCAAGGAAGUGAAGCGCCUCAGUAAGCUGCGCUACGGGUGGCAGUGAGGAGUCUCGUGACGACGUCUGACGAGGUGUUCGUAUUGAGUGUGCGGUGAGCAGCCUCUGUGUGGCGCUGUCCCCCAGUGCCGCGUGCAGCCAUUCUGUGGUGUCAAGUGGGCCAACAUGACUUGUGGCUGAGGUGGUAUUGACGCUGGUGAUGUGUUAAGUGCUGAAGCUAAACUAGCAUUAACAUAUUUGUUGUGAAACAAAGAAAGACAGAAAGGAAGGAUUCUCAUUAAUUAUAUUUGAACCAAGGUGAUGAUCUUGCUCUCUAAAAGAAUUUGAGAUUAUAAGACGCUCGAGCUUAAAAUAAAAGAUCCGUUGUCUUCCGAUUUUUGUGAAUAGCUCAUGUUGACAAGAUUAUUCUUGCGGAUAGUGAAACUUUUUCAUGUAUCUUGUCACUUAUACUGCCUGAGAUGUCUUCCGGGAACGUGACUUAGCCAUUGGAUAGGCGUUGUGACACACACACACUGUCAGGAACCAGAAAACGAACAAACAAGAGGAAUAGCCAUAACAGUACAGAGUAAACAUCUCAUAGGACAAACACUAACAAAGAGGGAAACAACGAGGAUAAAGAAAAACAGAUACCCAGAGAGGAAUGAGAGAUAUACAAAUGUGUAAACAUCUGACAGGACAAACACUAACAAAAAGGGUGACAUAUAUAUAAGUGUAAACAUCUCAAGUACAAAAGAGGGGAAACAACGAGGGUAAAGGAAAACAGAUACCCAGACUCAGAUACAGAAAACAGAUACCCAGUAGGCGUGGUCAGAAAGUGUGAACAACCAUUGAAAAAGACUCUGACCCGUGACGUCAGUCGUGGCGACAUGUUAUGAGCCAAUAAUUUAACAGAAAAAUCACUGAGGGAGUGUCUUAAGACUGACUCACGAAUAGCAGGAGAAGUAAAACAAUACAACAUAAUGAGCGAGCAGAUGGGUGUGACAGGAAGUAUUGGCCAUUGGUUAUGUAGAAAAUUAAGGGCGUGUCAAGGAUGUAAGUCCGCCUAAAGCAAAGAAAAAUGUGGCCUAGAAAUCAGUGGUAUGAGUAGACUGAGCUUGGUUCUCGCCUCAAGCAGACCUGCUACUCACUCAGCCGAGGAUGGCUGUUGUGAUCUUAAUCGUGAGUAGAAAUUCGAGAAUCUAAGGGAAACCGACUGUAUUGUCCUGGAGAUUAUAAUGUAGGAGAUGUGAAGUAGGAUUGUGAGUGGGACAGGAUUGUGAUUAUUUGUUUGCGAUGUAAAGCAAAGGUAAAACCACUGGGUGUGGUAAAAUAAUGUGUUUCCAUGACUUGUAGUAGAUUAUACUACAGGAAUGUGUAGUAGGAUUUUGUGAAGAGAGUACAUAAUGAUUGUGAUGUAAGCAGAGAGAUACAAACCACUGCUUGUGGAACGACGAGUGUUAUUAUUAUUGGCAACAACUGAGAACAUAUUGUAGUGUUAUGUUUAAGACAUGUCGUUUGUCAUAUGUUGCAUCCAUUGCUGAAUAUGCCAGUGCUAUGAUCGUCUGAGCAUAGAAUAUUGCAUAAGGCAAUUUCUUUCAUUUAAUUUUAAAUAAAUGUAUAUUUUCUUUUUCCCUUGUUUAUCCCCGAACUCCAGUCUCCAAUAACAACUUAAGCCGGAUCACGCUACCAGGGAUACGAGACAGUGAAAUCAUUUAUGGAGUAAUUAAUGAGUGAUAAAAGAGUUGAUUUAAUACAAGAAAAGAAGGGUCUAAAAACACACACACACACACACACACACACACACACACACACACACACACACACACACACAGAAAAAAUAUAUAUAGUACCACCACAACCACUGCUACCCUACUACUACUACUACUACUACUACUACUUUUGGUACUGCCACCGAUCCCUACUUAGUAUUUUCUUCGUACGCUUAGGACCGUUUUGCCACAGCAUAGAAAUGGAUACACAUUUAUUAACUUUCACUUAUUCAUUUUCCUAUCGCUACAGCUAGCGGUACAUUAUCGCUAACUGUAACGAAGCUCCCUGCCCACUCCGCCACGCACAGACUGUCCUUCCUUACGAUUGGAGGAAUGGUCAAGGUAGGGGAGCUUGUGUAAUACAUCUUUAGAACUUAUUACCAGCUUUUAACCCUUUGACUGCGGAUUUCCUACAGUCAGACAUCAUCAAGCCACAGGAAUGGAACAAAAAGUGGCUGCUACAAUUCAAUGAAGAGAAAUGUAAAGCUAUGCACCUUGGGAGGGGAAAUCCAGCAUAUCAAUACCACAUGGGAAACACUCCACUAUCCACCACAGAGGCAGAGAAAGACCUGGGACUGUAUGUUACCAGGCUACCAGGGAAGGAGAAAUUCGUGCCAAUCGCAGCGGACGGGUUAAUGCGUAUUUCGGAAAUCUUUAAUGGGCCACGCGAGCAUGAUGUGACAAAGGUAAAGUUGGGUGCAUAUGCUGGGCUGCGCGUGGCCUUGGUGUCUAUCUCCGUCGCUUUGACGCAGCCUGUGGUGGGUAAGAACCUGCUACUCUGGAUCACUGGGUAAGUGUGACAUCCGCGUAAGCACAGUCUACCCUCCCUAGGUUUCCCCAGGUUUCCCCAGGUACACAUUUAUCGAAAAGGAGGUUGAACGGUGGGCAGCCAAAGUAACCGUGGCAAUGCAGGAGUUGUGGAAGUCGAGGGAGACAGAGAGAGAAAUAAGUGGGGAGAUGAUAUUAGAGUAUUUCCUGGAGCAUAAUGGAGUACACUAACACGAGAAGGAGUGGUUGACAACGUUGGGAAUGACUUGUCCUGUUUAGGGUGACCAUGAUGAUCAAAAAUUCUCGUAAUACUGGACAUCGCUUUCCCGAAAUCAUCAAAACAUCUUGAACAAUUUAUUGGGAAGCAUCACCGCCGACCCAUCCUUGUUUGGUAAGCAGGGAGGGAGGCUGACUAAUAGAUGAUUGUAUUGUAUUAACAGUAUGUUAGCCAUAAGAAAUAAAAUCAUGUACCGCUAAGUAAAAAAUCUGAAACUGUA
Eriocheir sinensis (Chinese mitten crab) is the source of this 6223-nucleotide messenger RNA. RefSeq lists its product as uncharacterized. The transcript is spliced from 4 exons. The coding region runs from base 370 to 3258 and encodes 962 amino acids. The record is from RefSeq and is a predicted model, not a curated record. NCBI's taxonomy places the organism in Eukaryota, Metazoa, Arthropoda, Malacostraca, Decapoda, Varunidae.